Molecule: messenger RNA, 4001 nt
Organism: Macrobrachium nipponense
Lineage: Eukaryota; Metazoa; Arthropoda; Malacostraca; Decapoda; Palaemonidae
Exons: 11
Coding region: 1238-2800 (520 amino acids)
Molecular function (GO): calcium ion binding
Source: RefSeq, a predicted model, not a curated record
AGUUCUCUCAACCGGUCGAUCGGAAUUGUGUGGCGAUAACGUAACAGUCACGUGGUUGGGGGAGGGGGGACGGAGGCGUUACAUUGUGUACGUGUGUGUAAGCGACAAGGAAGAGUGUAUACGCCUCGGAAUAUGCGCCGGGUGUAGGUGUACGUGAGUUCGCGCGCGCGGGAGACAACAAUGACUCCUGCGCCGCACUUCUCUCUAACCUCGAUUCCUUGAGAGGUGGAAGUCAGUCUUUAGUCUCGCUCUGCAAGGUGGUUUUCACUUCCGCGUCUCUUCUUUUGUUUACUGUUUACUUCAACGUUCUUUUAUUAUUGUUUACAUAUAUUAUCGUUUGCUAUCGUUUUUGGCAAGUGUUUAUUUAUAUUUAAGACGACCUUUAUUACGCAUUUUAACGGGUUGUCCGGAAGUAAUUGUUAAAAGACUAAAAAAUAUGCAAAUUUUUACGUUAAUUGUUUACUCUUUCGCCUUGUUCACAUCGCCAACUGACGACCUGAAAAAUGAACAGACAGGUCGAUGCUAUUUUUGUGCUUGAACGAAAACCAACAUAUUAGUUUUAUUUAAAUUUUAAAAAAGUGUGAGACAAAAUACGUGAUCACUUCCCAACGGAAGUCCGCCGCCCAUCGUGUAAUGCACGGAGUAAUGGGGUGGGAUUAUGUAAUGGCGCGUCUGUGAAGGCAGCUGGCAGUGUGUCUGUGUGUGUGUCAUUAUUAUUUGAAAGCAAACAGGAAGUCUCGUCCGUCAUUUUAAGUCUGUUAAGCCUUAUUGUGAAAAAGAUAGAUUUACUUCAUAGUAAAUGGAAACUUACGUUUAAAAAAAUUAUCGAAAUGAACAUAUGGUUGAUAAAUAUAGAAAAUAGUGCAGUCACCUCAAAGACCUGAAAAUAAUUCAGAUUAUCAAGACGAAACAUUACCGUCAUUACUGCAACGGUGUAAGUCUCCCUGUCUUGAGCAAUGUGGAUCAUAAUGGGCCGUCAUUACUGUCUAUCAUAACGAAUAAUCGACAAAUAAUAAUUUUUUUUCUAUUAAGGAUAUAUGCAUGAUUUCAUUAAUCUUUGCCAACUCCGCUAAUCUUCAAAGAACACAGGAUUACGGAGCUCCUGGGAGCUGAUUAUCACAGAACUAUGGGCACUAGGAACCCCAGAGCAGACCCGUGACCUGCGCUCGAGUGACCCCUCGCGACCUGAAGGAUGACAAUGACCUCCGAUAACCCGGCCAGGAUGAGAUGACCUGGGAUGCCUCAGCACUUUGUGCCCCAAUAUGACCUGAAGAUUCGUGGAAGCAAAUACAUUAUAGAAUGGAGAUUUGGAGCACAUCCAACCGUCCAUGCGGUAUCACCGAGCGGAGUCCCCCUCCUGCUCCGCAAGCCUCUUCCGAAGGCGUCGACUUCGAGCAUCCCACUCGGAGGGCCUCCGGUUCCAGGUGGUGGUUCCCAGGGCGGUAAUGUAGGAAGAGGAGUGGCCCCUGGUGGUGGGGGACUUGGAGGGGGCCCUGUAUAUAACGGUGGGGGACGAGGAGGGUCCCAAGGGGAGAUAGCCAACAGAGGUGGGAACUUUUCAGUGCUGCCUCCAAUCAGAGACAACGGGAGGUUCAAAGAGAGCACAGGGAGCUUCAGUCUUUCGGAGCUGGAUGAUAUUACUCUCAAAAACGAAGCUCUGAGAGCCAUGAAAGAAGUCCCAGACAGAACCCUCCAGAGCCUGCUGUCGAACCUGAGAGCCCAGGACAGAGACAGAGACGGCAUUCUUUCCUCAGAUCAAGUGAAGGGGACGCUGAGGAAGUUUCAGUUCAACCUGAGCGACGGCGCCCAGAAGAACCUAUGUCGGAAAUUCGGGCAGCCGGGCGACCACGUGGCCAUGGUCCGAUACGAGGACAUGUUUGGAUACCUCGCCAAGUCGCGGAUGGAGGCUGUGCGGGCUCCACCAUCCAUGCCAGCUACCGGACAGAGUGGAUCCAGCCAAACCUCACAACAACAGUACCCCAGGAAGAUCAACUUGAGGAACAAAGUUCUCUUCAGCGAUCGAGACGAGGCCAAACUGAUCAUUGACCUGGAACGCCAACUGGCUGACAAGCCUGUCAACAUGGCUGACCUUCGGGGCAUCAUGAUCAACUUCGAUCGCGACAGGAACGAUUACAUUACCGGCCCACAGGUGGAGACGGCCUUCAGGAAGUGCGGUAUCAACCUCACGCCGGACGUGAUGUCCCGCCUCCUGCUGGCCACGGAUAGGACAGGUGCUGGCAUGUACAAGAUCGACACUCUCAUAGACUACCUCAUUCGCAUCCGGCCAGAGGCUCACAGCGUCAUGCUAGGGAACAACCACAACCCAAGACCACCAAAGGUAGGGAAACUGCCUAUGUACAUCAACCAACCGACGCUCACAGCCCCUUGGGAGUAUCAACAAUCUUCUCAGCAGGGAAACAGCGAAUUCCUACCUGACGAAGGUUUCAGCGAAGACCACCUUCAGCAGCCCAUCACCCCAGUGUCUCCAGUUCCUCAGCCUACCCUUGAGGAACCCGAGGAGGAGGAGGAGCCGUUCGAUGUCCACAAGUGGAGCCGGGACUAUCACAAACUGGCCGAGGCGAUCUACAGCGCCGAUAGUGAUAGGUCAGGUUACAUGCCUGCAGAGGAAGUUCGUCGAGUGUCAAAUACCUACAAUGCAGUGUACAGGCUUGAUAUUUCCGAUGUCAGUAUCAACACAGCCCUAAUCACAGCCACUGACCCAAACUACGGGGAGGUGCAUCUUGAGUACUACAUAGCAGUGCUUCAGGACCUACACUUCAGAGAGAUUGAGGACUACUGAAGUCUCCAGCUAAGGAGAGGUGCAUCUUCUGGAGUACUUCAUCUCAAGUGCUACAGGACCUUCACUUCAGAGAGAUUAAGGACUACUGAAAUCCCCAGCUGAGAAGAGGUACAUUUCAGAGACUGAGGACUACUGAAGUCUGAAAGUCAGUGCUGCAGCCAGAAUUUCAUGAAUCUUAAAUCAGGUGUCACUGCAAAAUAAGAAUUCUCAAUAUCCAAGACAACAAGUGGCUACGUAACCUCGCAGAGGUGCAGUGGUAAAAAAAAACCUGGCAUAAGACCACCUAGGGAUAAUGCAGAGACCCAUGUGACCGAAAGGAAGGUGGAGUCUUUUAUCAGGCACAAAUCAUAAGUUCUUGACAAGCCUGAGAGAGCCUCUUUCAUUACCAGUUGCUAGAGAAAUGCAGGACCUACUACAGAAGUUCGAAUGAAGAUGCAAUGCAUUACUAACCUAAUGUUUGCAUUUAAUUACAUUUUUACCUAUUUAUUAAUUUAUUAAUUGAUAUUGUCGUUUAAUAAUAAGUGAGAUCUCUACCUUCUUCUGUAUUCCCCUUUACUUCCGUUCACUUCUUCCUAAUGAACACCUUCAUAUUCUUUGGAAGCUUCAAGAAUUUCAAGUCAAUGGUCCCUACUCUGGGUUUGUUCCAUAAGAUGAGGUUUCAUCUUCUAAAUAAUAAUAAUAAUAAUAAUAAUAAUCUUACUAUAAUGGAUGUUGUCUGUCCGUCCGUCUGUCGUUCAAUCAUGGCCAAACGGCUGGUCCAAUGGGCAUGAAACUUGGCAGUGUUACUGGGGACCCCUAUGAUGGUUUAUAACGGUGUUUCAUCCUACCUCUACCCCCUCCAAAGAGGGUGGGGGUGAGAAGGGAUUCCCCGAAACAGAGCUGGUUCUACCCGUAAAAAGAGGCUGGUUACGCCCAUAGACUUAAUUACUUUACGAAUUUUCAUACAUAAUUUCUGUAUACAUACUAUGUUUGCUAGUAACAAUAACAAGCCUUUAUACUUGGAGGGUGUCUAAUGAGAAAGAUUUCAAAAUUAAACUGAUGUGCUGUCCUCAAAAAACCGAGGUGCACUUUUGUGGACUAUUUUCAAACUCAGUUUCAGAAAUCUUCUAAGAUAAUUCGCCAGUGUUGUCUUAAAUCAUUUAACCCGUGAAACUUAUAGCUUCUUUUUAUUAUUAUUAUUAUUAUUAUUAUUAUUAUUAUU